Messenger RNA from Aspergillus oryzae RIB40, 756 nucleotides. RefSeq names its product U2 snRNP complex subunit LEA1 (gene lea1). Gene Ontology annotation, molecular function: protein binding; U2 snRNA binding. Gene Ontology annotation, biological process: mRNA splicing, via spliceosome. Gene Ontology annotation, cellular component: U2 snRNP. NCBI's taxonomy places the organism in Eukaryota, Fungi, Ascomycota, Eurotiomycetes, Eurotiales, Aspergillaceae. The transcript is spliced from 4 exons. The coding region runs from base 1 to 756 and encodes 251 amino acids. The record is from RefSeq and is a predicted model, not a curated record.
AUGCGAUUGACCGUCGAGCUCAUCCAAAAUUCCCUGUCGUACAUCAACCCGCUCAAGGAUCGCGAAUUAGAUCUCCGAGGGCACAAAAUACCCGCGAUUGAGAACUUGGGUAUUGCCAAGGAUCAAGAUGCAAUCGACUUCACAGAUAACGAUAUCUCCACCCUUGGGAACUUCCCUUUCUUUCCCCGCCUCCACACCCUUCUCCUCGCCCGGAAUCGAGUCAAGCACAUCCAGCCCUCGCUAGCAACUUCCGUGCCCAACUUGGCCAAUCUUGUAUUAACAUCGAACCAUAUGACCGAACUCGCCGACUUGGAUCCGCUGCGCAACCUGACGAAGUUGACCCAUUUGGUGUUGUUGGAGAACCCUAUUACCCGGAAAGAGCACUACCGGUAUUGGGUCAUCUGGAGGAUCCCUAGCGUGCGCUUCCUGGACUACCAGAAGGUAAAGGACGCUGAGCGUGAGAAGGCUCAGGAACUCUUCGGAACCGCCGAGGAACCAUCGGCACUAGCCUCCAAGAUCAUGGGCAUCAAGUCCCGCACAUUCGACGUCCCAUCCGAAAGCCUAGCAGACAGGGCACCCGCCGACAAGGCCGUCAGAGUCCAGCUGACCGAGGCCGAGAGAAAACGCGUCGAGAAGAUGAUCCGCGAAGCAAGGAGCUUACAAGAGAUCGCGAGACUGGAAAAGGAAUUGAACGAAGGUCGGAUACCGGGAGGCGCGCUCGAUGCGGCCGAGGACCCGGAUCAAAUGCAGACGUAA